GCUGCUGGGCACAGGGGUUUCCCUGCAUCACCGAAUAAGAUGCUACAGGGGCCGGUUUAGCCUGGGCCCUCCUAAAAUGAAGGGGGGAUCCCCAUCUCUCCUGACUGCCCCCACCCUGCCCUGCGCCCUGCCUGGGCGAUGCUGAGGCUCUGCUCACACACGGAGGAGCAGCCCUGCUCUCUGCCAGCUCCGUCACCUCCCCAGAGCGGCUGCAGGGUCUGGCCCCGCACCAAAAGCAGAGGUUUCCUGGCCACCUGCAGACCACUCUGCCCGCCCUGGCCGGCGCGGGGAGCUCCCAGCCGCUCUCAUGCAUCUCCUUUAAAGGCCUUCUCUCAUCGGGCUCGCCGCCCGCAGCUCCGUCUGCCGCAGAUGCGGCUGCCCUGCCCCGCGGGGAGGCUCCGCCGCCGGCAGCAGCCCCGACCCCGGCUGCGGGUCCCGCCGUGCCCCGACCCCUCCCGGGGCUGAUGGGGACCCCCCAGAGCUGAGUGCCGGGUCCGAGCUGGGUGGCCCCAGCAUCUGCCUUCGGCUGUUUGAGAGGAGUUCCGACAGGUAAUGAUGGCCCGGGGAGCGUUUGGAAAAGUGAGGGAAAGUGCCCGGUCUGGCAUCUCAGGGGUUUCCUUAUGCCAAAGCAGCUGCGUGUCUCGUAUCUUUUCCAUCCGUAUCACCAAGAUAAGGAGCGAGUGUCUGUGAGGCUGUCAGAGCUGGGGAGAGCGGCAGGGUCAGCCGCGGCUGUGAUGGAUUGAGCACUUUGCAGCAGGGACCAGCCCUCCAGAGCACUCUGGUGCUCGCUGCUGUGAUGAGUUUGCCUGAUCCCUGCUGGCUGGAAGCCUGAGCCCCUGGGUGGAGGUGUCAUGCGACAAUUCCCACUCUAUAGGUGUGAAAUGGGCUGGCUUUGGCAGGUGCCAAGUGCUGCUUUUUACACCUUCAUCCGGGCUGAGCAGGCGCUGGGAGCUGGGGGAUGGCCCUGCUUGGUGCUGGGCUGACUUAGACCGAGCUUAGCCAAGGCUUUGCACAGGCACGAGGGGCUUCAAGCAGUCCCUGCUCUCUGUCCCCCUAGAUCUCUCCUGCAUUUCCUAUCCUGGACAAAAAAUUCUCCUUCUCUCCUAUAUCUGCAUGUCCAUGGCACAGCCUGCGAGGAGUCACUGUGGGACAGUCCCCUGUGCACAGAGAUUUCACCCUGGGCUGGGAGAGGGACUUUGUGGACUUCUGCAUCCUCCUCUGAUUCCUUAAACAUUGUGAAACAGCUUAAAUGAGUUAUCCAAGCUCCCUUAUAUUUGGAAAUUUUUAUAUUUGUCUGGGAGCUUGGGGAUUGUCCUCUCUGCAGCCUGGAGAACAGGGGGUUGCUCUCAUUCUGCACUGACUGCUCGCACUGCUUGGUGGCCGCAAAUUCACCUCCCCCCAUGAAGCUGACCCACAUCACAAGCCCAAAACGAGGAUUGCCCUGGGGGAAGGAAAUGGGGGUGGCAAGCAGAAAAGUUCACCCUCAGCACUGCCCAGAAAUGAAUUGAAUUUCUCAUUUGCCUUGCUCCAUGCCCGCCCAAAUCCCACCAGCCUCCCCUGAAUCACAGCGGGCCUCCCCACCUCUUUUCCCACAGAUGCCUCCACGCUAAGCAGAGGAGCUCGAAGCUCCUGCUGGGUGAGAAAACGCUUUAAAAAUAUAACAUUUAGAGGCGUUCUCCAUCUGCGCGCAGCUAAUGUGGGUCUCUCACGAUAGGUGUGCUGCUCCUGGAGCCUCUGCACUCCACAGAUGAAGGCACUGGAAGGGACCUCGCUGGGACAGGGGGAGGAGGAGGCGCAGGGACCGGCCCCGGGGCGGCGGCGGCGGCAGCGGCAGAGGACGAGCUCCAGACCCAGCCCCUCACCUCUCAGGGAGCAGCAGGCAGAGCUGUCCGGGCUCCCCCCAUCUCCGGAUGAAGGCAGGAUGAGCAGUCCCCAGGGACACCCAGGCGGGGUUUUGGCCUGGAGCGAGCAGAGCGUGGAGCAGGAGCCAGGCAGGGCCGUGCAGGAGCAGGCUGUGCACCCCGGGGACUGUGACAGGACUAAAGAAGACACAGAAACUCUGGAGGAGUCACUGCUGAGUCUCCCCAGUGAGCUCUCAGUGCUGGACAGAUUUGGCUUGCACAGGGUGGCUUUGACAGAGCAGGACCUGGAGGCAGCCUUUGCCCACCUAGCCCUGGCUUUUCGCUGCGACAUGUUCACCCUGCAGCAACGGGUGCUGGUGGAGAAACGGGCACGGGAUGCAGCAGAGGAAAACAUCCAGGAGGAGCUGGGGCAGUGCCGAGCUGCCCUGGAGAGGCUGGGCCGAUCCUGUGCCAGUACAGGCUGCAAGGAGACGCUGGAGCAGCUGCAGCACAACCUGGCCGUGCUGUCAGCUGCUGUUGAGCGGGCAACCAGUGCUGCAGAGAAGCUGGGGGCUGUACACCAGGAGGCCCGGAUGAGCCGAGCAGCAGAGGUGAUGGUGCAGCACGUGGAGAACCUGAAGCGGCACCACAUGCGGGAGCACGCGGAGCUGGAGGAGAUGAAGCGCCUGAUCCAGCAAAACUCCCGCAACCGGCAGCUGGCGGAGACCCAGGAUGAUGUGGAGCCACGGCUGAGACCUCACCCCCUGAAGAGAAGUUUCCAGCAGGGCUCAGCCCGCCGCAGAGUCAGCAUCGCCGUCAUCCCCAAGCAGCUCUUGCCAGGUGCCAGCCCUGAGAGCCGAGCAGCCCCAGCAGGUGACCCAGAGCCAGAGGGGGCCCAGCGCUGGCCCAGCACCCAGAGGAGUGAGCUGGAGCCACAGGGCCAGGACAGCGCUGGGACUGGGAAGCUGGUGGCAGAAGCAGAUGGAAGAGGCUCAAGCACAGGGGACGAGGAGCCGGAGCAGCUUGGGCUGACGUCCAAGGGGUCUGCAGCAGAGCUGUGGCGUCCGUGGCUCUUCCCACAGCACUACUGGGUUUUCUUCUGGCUGCUUCUCAUGAGCAUCGCCUUUCUCCUCCUCAUCCGUGUCCUGGAACUGCAGAGGCUGCAGUCUGCAGCAUCAUCCAAGGCCUAGCUGGACAGGGGAGGGGGAGCUGAGAGGCAUCUCUGCUCCUUCCCGACAUCCUGAAACACCAAAACCUUAGAAUAAUAAAAAUGGGAGGAAAAAUGGGGGAAUUGUA
Molecule: messenger RNA, 3137 nt
Organism: Catharus ustulatus (Swainson's thrush)
Lineage: Eukaryota; Metazoa; Chordata; Aves; Passeriformes; Turdidae
Product: inositol 1,4,5-triphosphate receptor associated 2-like
Exons: 14
Coding region: 1748-3031 (427 amino acids)
Cellular component (GO): endoplasmic reticulum membrane
Source: RefSeq, a predicted model, not a curated record